Pungitius pungitius (ninespine stickleback) is the source of this 4101-nucleotide messenger RNA. It is a transcript of the gene emilin2a, whose product is annotated as elastin microfibril interfacer 2a. The record is from RefSeq and is a predicted model, not a curated record. The transcript has 9 exons. Lineage: Eukaryota; Metazoa; Chordata; Actinopteri; Perciformes; Gasterosteidae. Bases 196 to 3474 code for a protein of 1092 amino acids. Gene Ontology annotation, molecular function: protein binding.
CGUCAUUCCAAGGGAGUUGCAGUGAAAUGUGGACUUCCCCAAACUUGGGAGUUUGAUCACUCACAACGUGACUGUGUUUUUUUUGUUUUUUGUGAAAGUCGUGCACGAUAAUAACAGAGAAGCCUCUUUUUGUUCCAGUCUCGGGAGUUAUUUAUUUGAAGGCGUUUGCUGUGCACGAACUGCCGCAGAGCAGAGAUGGAGUGGCGUUGGGCACUUUUCACCCUGUUUUUGAACUUUCAGCUCGCCAGCGGGUCUCCCUCCUCUUACGGCUUGUUCCAUGGCUCCGCUUCCACGGGAGCGGAUCAGAGACACCGAAACAGGAACUGGUGUGCCUAUGUGGUGCGCAGGAACGUGAGCUGCGCCGUGCAGGGGAGCGUGGAGAGCUUCCAGGAGCCCGUGGUGGCCCCCUGCCCGGCAUACCACCCCGACUGCCAGCAACACGUCACAUACCAAAAUCGAUUUCGACCUACGUACAGGACUUCCUUCAAGUCGGUCACGGAGCUGGAGUGGAGGUGCUGUCCUGGUUAUCAUGGCCUGGACUGUAAAGAUUUAAAACCAACCUCCGACCGGCAAACUGUUCAGAGAAUGCAGCCUUAUCUCCAACCCAAUCCUGGAAAUGCAUACAGACACACACAAAGGCCGGAGCGGAGAGAGACAGGGAACCAUGAGACGAGGCACGGCGGGACAGAUAAGGUGCGUCUUCUUGAAGGUGAAGUUCAGCGCCUAUCUCAGACAGUCCUGGAUCUCCAGUCCACUUUGUCGGGGUUAACUGGCAACCUCCGCACAGAUCUGCAGGAAGACACAAAGAAGAUACUGGUGACGCUUCUCAACAACAUGCGUCCACCAGACACUGGGACGGCCGCGGGCGCAGAGGAGAGCCCCGCGGUGCUGGACGGUCAUCAGGCUACCAGGGGGGGGAUUCCUGGAGAGAGUGCCAUAUUAAAAAUAGUGACCCGGUUGGAUGAUAUCAACAGUGAACUGAAAAGCAAGGACGAAGCUUUGGAAGACCUAAGAGGAACCAUGACAAGUCAUGAGGGGCAGAUCCGCGUCUUGAUGGAUGCCUCUCAAUCUCAGACUCCAGCCUUGGCGGAGUUUGAUGCCAUACAGGCCUACGUUGAUGGAAGGUUUGAGAAGUUGAAAAAGGAGCUUGACCGGAAUUUGGAGGAACAGAUUGGCAAGAUGAAAAGCUCAUGCGACGACCAGAUCAAGAACUGUGAAGACAGCCGUGAUCAAGGGUUGGUCAGCCUGACCAAGCUGGUGGAUACCAAAGAGGCUGAUCUGAGAAAGGAGAUCCGGGCACUACGUCUGGACAUGGCAGCAGCUGAUGGACCAAUACGAACUCAAAGGCAGACUGAUUCAGCCAAAGCGGAAGCAGAGCACGGUGACCACAAAGACCUGUGGCGUGAGAUCGACCGUGUUGCCGAGGCUAACCGCAUGCUGAACGUCCGCAUCGACAAUGAGCUCGCGCACCUGUCUGCACCUCGGGAAACCGACGAUUUCAACCUGAUGAUUGAAGAGCUGGAAGCGCGCGUUAACGUCUCAGAGCAGAAUGCAGAGACUCACUGCUUCUAUAUCGAAGAGAAGCUGACCGAAAAAAUCUCAGCACUCCAGCAGCUUCAGGAGCAACGUCUGGUGAGCAUAGAGGACCACUUUACUAGCAUGCUGGAGGAAAUGAACAACAGCUCUUACCCUGGGAUGUCUAGUAUUUCCAUGGAUGCCAUCCAGACAGAAGUCAACAACAAUACGUUACUCCUGCAAGGUUUGGAUGAUAAGGUCAAUGCAUUUAGUGAGUUGUGCUCUGCAGGAUGUUCAGGCUCAGGAGUAAGUGUGGGGGCAGGGAGUAUCUUGCCCACACAUAACGGUCUAGAAAACAUUUUUGAGGAUCUGAGUCGGUUUAGAAAUGAUUUGGACGUUCUCAACACAGAUGUUAGUACCAACGCGGACAAAGUAAAGCAACUGGAAGAUCUGGUUGGAAGGCAGUCAGUCGCAAAUGAGAGAGGUGCAAAGACGAUGGAUGACUUCCAGAGGUCAUUGAAAAAUCUCCAAGAUAAUGUGCUCGGUCUGGCUGGUGCUGUUACCGGGCUAAGUGACUCCUUAAGCAAUUACAACCAGGACAUGCUCAGAAUAAACUCAACAUGCUGCCAUGGAGAGCGGAGCGGCUUUGGGAGUCCAGCACCGGAGAACUGGGCACCAGUGAUCGCGGAACCCAGUAGCCAGGCAGAGGAAAACAGACUACAUGUGGAAGAGCUGAAGACCAGGCUCGACGCUCUCAGUAGUUUGGUGUCAUCUGAACUAAGUGAAUGUAAACAGAACACGCAGGGCGUUUCCGAUGGUAUGUCUGCUGUCAAUGGACGCGUGUCAAGUCUUGAAAAGGCAUGUGGAAGGAUAGAUGGGGUCAUAUCCAAAACCAAAGAGCUGAAGGACGAACUGCAGAGACACGUUGGUGGUCUGCGGGACAGUGUGUUCAGGAUGAACGUCACCUGCGGUAAUCACGGAGCAGACAUCACCGCUCUGCAGCAAUCCCUGCAGAGGUUCCAGGCGCAGCUGUCCGCGAUGACCAAGCAUGUCUUCAAAGACGCCGCCGCCAAAGAGCCAGGAAUGACCCUAAGACCAGAGAGGCCCGCCGCUUCCCUGCCAGACUCCACCAGAGCCCGGAUCCAACAAAUCCACAUCCCUCUCAUCAUCCCGGCGCGCCCGCCCAACCCCGGCCGACCGCAGCAGCAGCAGCCCGGCGUGCACGCGGUCGAGGUCAGCCCGUCCGGCCCCCAGCACCCGGUGGUGCCGCUGGUUCCCGCGAGGCCGGUGGUGGAGACGGGCGAGGCGGGACCCCCGGGGUACAGCCGCAGGGUGACGGUGCGGCGGGGGUCCGAGCACUCGUCCGGCGCGGCCCUCAAAGGAUUUGCUGGAGCACCAGGAUAUCCCCCUCUGCAGCCCGCCUCUCUCAAGCCUCAAUCAAGCAGCCGUCAAGUUCCCGCAGCGGCGACGCUGCCCUGGAACCCGAUGUUCCACGCUCCAGCUGAAUCCCCAGCUCCCGCCGACUCCAGCGCGGAGCCCUUCUCCUUCUCCGCCGGCCUCACGCAGCCGCCGCUCGCCGGCGAGUUCGGCUUCAUCCGCUUCAACCGGGUUCUGGUCAACGACGGAGGACACUACAGCCCCCACACAGGGGUCCUCACCGUACCUCUGGAGGGGCGAUACCUGAUCUCGGGACUGCUGACCGCCAAGCAGGGCGACCGCGUGGAGGCCGUGCUGUCCGUGUCCGACCGCAGCGUCCAGAGGCUGCAGAGCGGCGGCGGCGGCGGCGGCGCCUGCGGGACCUGCGGCGGCUCCGUGUCCUUCAGCCUGAUCCUGCCCCUGAGGAAGGGGGAGCGCGUGGGCCUGGUGCGGACCGGAGGCCAGCUGGCCACCACCGGCGCCCGGGAGAUCCUCUCCACCUUCAGCGCCGUCUUCCUGUACGCGCCGCAGGACAAGAGAUAGCUGGAGCGCACACACACACACACACACACACACACACACACACACACACACACACACACACACACACACACCCCCGCGUGUUCUGAGAGAGUUGGACUGGAGGAAAUGUUGGAGAAGCCAUAGUUUUCACCGACGCAUGAAGAUUCUCACUUUAUAAAUUACAGUUAAGAAAGUCAUUACAUUGCAAUUUGUAAGCCAUUUGCCAAAUAUACCUAAGUACGAGAAGCAGGAUCUGUUUCUAUUAUAUUUAACUAUCAAGAUGCUUUUUUUUGUAACUAUUUCUGAAUGUCUUGUGUAAAUAAGUGUAAAUUAACAUAAAAAUGUUAUUUCAACAAAGUCAUCUCUAAGGACUCAGCAAGCAAGAAUGUGAUAUCGCUGGUUACGCCAUGAAUCGUGAUAAAUCAAAAGCAUGAGCUCAAUUCAUCUUACUGAGUAAUCUGCGCUGUGGAUGGAAAACAUGAUUAAUAAAUCCACACGAAGGGGUUGUGCAACACAAACUUUAAUUUACGUAAGCUGUGUCUGGCUUUCUCAAACUGCAAUGGAAAAAAAGUCGCAAGGCCAAAAAAGCAUUUGUGUCAUUAUCUAUACUGGGUGUGGACUAAAAAACAAACAAAAAACUAGUAUAGG